Molecule: messenger RNA, 6177 nt
Organism: Carcharodon carcharias (great white shark)
Lineage: Eukaryota; Metazoa; Chordata; Chondrichthyes; Lamniformes; Lamnidae
Gene: ccdc14
Product: coiled-coil domain containing 14
Exons: 15
Coding region: 672-3320 (882 amino acids)
Biological process (GO): protein localization to centrosome
Cellular component (GO): centriolar satellite
Source: RefSeq, a predicted model, not a curated record
CUGCCGAUGAAGUGAAGAUUGAGGAUGUGGAAUGUUUUUUGGAAGUUGUGUUUGUUUGAUUAUUCGUUCACUAAUUCUAUUUAGUUGUUGUAUUUUGGGUUGAAGCAGUUGCAAGUUUUUUUCUUGCACAUCUUAUGGAUAGGCGGGGCAGUUUAAUGAAGCUAGGCGGCUAUUUGAAUUCUUUUGCUGUGAGUUGUCAUUCAGGAAAAACCUUGGUUCGAUUGCCUCUACGUUCAUUCUUGGCUUGAAAAUGCCUGUUGGAUACAAUCGGGAGAUAACAAUGAGGAUGAAAACAGCCAAGACUUCCAAGGCCACAAGAUAAAUUUCAAUCAACAAAGAAGCAGGAGGCAGAUCUGCACAGCCCUUGCAAGAAGGAAAAAAGGCAAUCCAUUGGAAUCAAGGCUAGUGUGGACUGUGGAGGAGGAGGUAUCCUUACCCAGUGCCUACUGAAGAUCACAAAGCUUGAGGCAGACUGGUGGACACCACAUGGUCUCGUUCCGAGGCACUCUCUUCAGGAAGGUUAGUAGGCUCCUCCAAGCAACGGAAUGGAAAAAAGAGGAUUGCAGGUGGAAAAGCUUCAGUAAACUCUGUAGAGUCUGGUUACUCCCUGUAUUCCACUGAUUCUGAAGAUCAGGUAUAACCUAAGAUAGUUGAUUCUUCUGGUUUUAGUUAUGGUUGCAAACAUUCAUAAAGGCCUUGAUCGAUGUGCGGCGUUAUUGCAGGAUAUUUUGAAAAAUGAGACCACAGAUCUGAAGGUUGCCCCUCUGAAUUCAAGAAAAACAAAUCUUACAAAAGCAAAAGUGACAUCAAGCAAAGGAGAAAACACCAAAAAGGAAGUCAAGAAAAAUAGCCCUGUUUCCUGUGCCACACAUGUGCAAAAAGAGACUGUUUCAACAAAGUUCAAGGUGACCUCUGAUGCAGCAGAAGUUGGUGUGAACAACACUGUGCAUGUGUCAACAAUGCCACAGUUCACAAUCCCAUCAAGCCAGCAUUCUCCUGGAAUAAAUCAGUGCCUUUCUGAUCAUGUACAGACACAAAUGGGUUUUAUAAAUGGCCAUGCUCCAGUUAGUGCCUCUAGUGGGAUACCUGCCCGAUCUUACUACACAAUUUUGGACUCUGGAUCCCAAGCUGUUCCAACAUUUAAUUGUCGAUUCCCUACCUCUACACCAGCUAUGUCUCCAAAGAAUGCUGAGCAUCCAUUAGUAAUACAAAAUCAGAGCAUGUCCACUGACUUUUCCAAUCAACCUGCUCCUCAUGGAGUGUUGAACUUUUUACCUGCUUAUUCAGCUACAGCUACCAUUGCCCCUCCAGUACAACCUGUGGUGACCUUUGCUUCGUCUGCAGUCCCACCUGCUGUGACUGCACAUCCUUUCACUCACUUAGUUUGUGACAGUGGUGGCAGUCACAGUUUGGUUAACCAUGGCUCACAACAACUGAAAGAACAAGAGCUACUGAAGUGUAUCCGGUACAUAACCCAAAUGCAGCAGCAAGGGGAAGAGCCCCAGCAAGUGGCUUGGAAAACACUGAUACAAUCACAGGGGGCUGACAAAUCAGAUACUGAGCAGAGUGAUGGGACAAGUGAAGAUCACGUCAAUUUGGUGGAUAUUACACCAGUAAGAGACACCAGCUGUCAAACCAGUUUUGACAAACAUACAAGACCUAAAAAACAAAGUCCUGACAAAACAGCCAAGAAAGUGAAAACUAUCAAAUUUCUUCUGAGUGAACUGAAAGCUCUGAUUGCUGAUCAAGAUGACUCUGAGGCUCAUAGGUUGAUAAUGGAACUAGAGGAUAGCAUCUCUCUACUACCAACUGUGAUUGGAAGCACUAAUGUACAAGCAGAAAUAGCAAUGAGUCUCCAACCUCUACGCAGUGAGAAUGCACAGCUGCGCAGACGGUUAAGGAUAGUAAACCAACAACUUAGAGAGCGCGAAAGAGCCGAAAAAGAUUCCAGAUCUGUACAGUGCAACUUUGAAGUGAUCUCCUUGCGGUCCAUGAAUAUGACAUUGCAGACCCAGUUGAGAGAGUCUCUGACAGGGCUUGAGUCUUUGCAAAAGAAAAAUGAAGAGCUUCUGAAUGUGAUAGAUAAACAGAGAGAGGAGAACAAGCAACUACUCAGAUUGGUGCAGGGGAAAGAACAGGAUCUGUUCCAGAAGAGCCAGCAGUGUGAGAUGGACACAACUCGAGUCAAAAUGGAAGUAGGUGAAGCCUUGACAAAAAUGCGAAACAUACAGCUGAAAUUGGAGGCCUCUGAGAAAGAGAAUCAAAUUUUGGAAAUAACACUUCGACAACGUGAUGCAGAAGUGAACAGAUUGCGAGAACUAACCAGAAACCUGCAAAGCAGCAUGGCAAGACUCCUUUCUGACCUUAGCAUAGAUUGCACGAAAGCCAAACCCACAUCCAGACUUACUAAAAACCUCCUGCAGGAAUAUGAGAAACAGCUACAGGAUGAUCCAGGUUUGAGCUCUGUGACAGUUUACCUUAAAAACCUGGAUACUAAUUCUGACCACGACACACAAUCUUUAUCAUCAUCAUGUAAAAUACCUGAAUCUGAACCUUUGACCAUUCCAAUUCAACCUUAUUUAACAUCUGCAACCACAGAAAUAUACCAAAGUAAUGUCCUGUCAGCAAAGUCUUCACCCACAAGCUUUUCUAGGUACAAUGCACAGACUGAGAAUCGUAUUACUAGAAGACAUGAGGACUCUAACCUGGAUGAAACCACAUACAUUCCAUUAGUUGGCAAUGCCUCCAAGCAAGAAAAUGAAUCAGCCGAAAGGAGGAAAUGUACACCACUACAAUUAAAUACUGGAUCAAAGAAGUUACACUCUGACAAUGAAAGUUCAUGUAAUGGAAUGCCUCGUUUCCUGGAUGGGUUAGAAAAGCCAGAAAAAGCUCUUCCUGAAGAAAUACCCAUCAUUCACAAGUUAAAAGAGAAGACUGCAGUAAAUGAUUCAUCAAGAAUGGGAAUGGCAAUAGCAGAAAAUGACCAGAUUCACUUGAGAUCUUUGGACAUAACUGGUCUCGAUUUUCCAGACAAUAUUAUAGGCCUUCCCAAAUCCAAUUUCAAUUUAUGUACAUCUCUCCCACAUCAAAGAAACAGGACACAAUUACAUAACGACAAAGUAUCAGCAAUAGAUUCAAGCUUCUCAAGUAUUGAUUAUAGAUCUAUAAAAUCUGGCUGGAGUAUGUCAUCUAUUUCUUCAUUUAAUUCCUGUGAUGAACAAGACUUCAGGAAUAGUUUAGCAGCUCUAGAUGCUAACAUUGCAAGACUACAAAAGAGCUUGCAGCAGGACCUCGAGAUAAAUCGAUCUCAAAAUAUUUAAUGCUAAAUUGACUUUUUUUGGAGGCCUUGUAUUCUUUUGGCAUCAAUUUUUAACAUGAUAUGAUGUGUUAUAAUAGAAUGUUAUUUUUAAUACAAUGUGCCUUGAACUGCCCUAUAUAUUAGGUAAGUUUUUAUAUUUUCUUUCUAGGAGGUGUCUUACAAUCAUGGAUGUCACUUUUUUUGUAAUUUCAUUUUAAUUUCAGAAAAUAGACUGUGGUGCUUCUUUAUUAGCUUGCUAUCCAGAAACUUAUGAAACUUAUUUCAGGUGAAAUCCGUUAAUUUUGUACUUGGAAAUUGUUAAUUAUAAAAAUCAGGCUCUUUUAAGAGCGUAUUACCUUUUCAAGGGUUUGUUUGCGUCACCUUGUUUGUACAGGCCAUGAUGCUUUCCGUUGACGAUAUGGGUGACUAAUCAGUUUCUAAGCGUUUUAAGUAUAUCAGAUUAUACAUCAUUAUAUCGCUCCUAGGAUACUAUUUUCCUUCCCAACAUCAGCAUCCUUCUGAAGUGCCUAUGCAUGUUUUGGGAACUCAUCAAACUGGAGAUUAGGCUUACUUUACCUUACUUGGAUGCUUCCAACAUUAUGCAGCAUUUCACCAAUCUAAUUACUUCCUGUUUAACCCUGAAUGGUGUUAGAUACACUUUUGUAAUUGCUAACAAUUAUAAAUUAAAAUCAGUUCAGAGAUUUAACAGCUAGUUUGAGGGACCAACUGUCGCCAGGAGUUAGACACUAGCUUCUCACCUUUUUGAGGCCUACGUUCAAAUCCAACUGAAAUUGACAAUGAUAUUUUCCUGAAUCCUAGCUCAAAGUCCUGUGUGCAAUGUGCCUGAGCAGACUUAAUCCAACCCUUAGUUGGAGAUACACCCAGAGAUGGAACUACCCCCAGUUUGGCACUACUUUGGGAAUCUCACUCAAAUCUUGGGGUGACUUGAAUGAGAAAUGGAAAAGCUGAUGCAGUGUUUUAGGACUGAGGCACAGUGUUCAAGCAGAGUGCAUCUAACCAUUGCUAUAUAUCACCUUAAAGCACUUGAUAAUGUUGAGGCUGUACAUAGAAGAGCCACAAGGUCAAAUUAUGGAGUUAUGAAAAAAUGGAUAGAAUUACACUAUAAUCCCAAAAGAUUGGGAAAAUCCCAGAAUGUUAUGCAAUAAGUUAAUUAAUUUAUUCAGUCACUGUAAAUUGGUGGCCCAAAAUUGAGGAAAGAUUGGAGGUGCUUGGGUUAUUAAUCCUUUAAAGGAGGCCGCUGUUAGAGAAUCAUAUGUAAGUUAGUAAACUGCUCAGGAAGCCAUUCAAGUUCCCUGGCCCAAUGCAAUUGGUUGUCCCCCUGGGGGACAUAGCAGAUAAACAAAAAUGCUACCUGUGAGUAUUUUGCAAUAGCUUAGAAUGGAGACUCUUUAAUAUUAUAGGAAUCCCAUCACCUAUUUGAUAGGGCUGCCCAAAAAAUAAAAAAUGCAAGCUGAUAAUUAAACAGACAGGAAAAGACAAUUUGACUCAUUAAUCCUGUGUAUAGUCAUGCAUUAUGAUUCCCAAAUUCCCAUUACUCCCUAUCCACCAGCAGCAUUGUAACCUCCUGCAAAACAAACAAACAAUAAGCUGAUGUAAAAAAAAAUAGGCCAACUCUGGGAAAGUAUACUGAUCACUGAAGGCACUCAAAACAAGUUCCAGGUGACUCCAAUAGCCGUGAGGCACAUCACCCAAUCUCCCCACCAACUUUUGUAUGUAUUGAUAUUAUUCAUAGUCAGGAGCUCAUCCAGCUCUUUUUUUUAAAAUCUUGAUGCAUGAGCUGACCAGUUGUUCCAAAGGCCAAUGAGGUUUGCAAUAAGUAAAACCUCCCGACAUUUAACCUAAUUCUGUGCUUGCAUAACUAAUACGCACGUCCCCUCCUUCUGCCUAUCAAACCUAAUUGGUUUGGCUAGUCCUCAUUAUUUUAAAUGAUACGAUCAAAACUCCAUUUUGUCUUUACUUUCCUACAUUUUUUUUUCACCCAUGAGAUGUGGGUGUUGCUAGCAAGGCCAGGAUUUAUUGCUCAUCCCUAAUUGCCAACAAGGUGAUGGUGAGCCACCUUCUUGAACUGCUCCAGUUGUGUGGUAUAGGGUGCUCCUACAAUACUGCUACAGGAUUUUGACCCAGCAACGAUAAAGGAAUAGCAAUAUAUUUCCAAUUCAGGAUGAUGUGCUUGGAGAAAAAUUUGCAUGUGCUGAUAUUCCCAUGUGCUUACCACUCUCGUUCUUCUAGACAGUAGAGGUUGUGGGUUUGGAAGGUGCUGUUGAGGAACCUUAGCAAGUUGGUGCAGUGCCCAUUGUCGAUAGUGCACAUUGCCAAUAGUAUACAUCGCAACCAUGGUGUAUUGGGGAUGGAGGGAGUGAAUGUUUGAGGUGGUGGGUGGAGUGUGAUCAAGUCAGCUGCUUUGUCCUGAAUGGUGCUGGGCUGCUUGUGUUGUUGGAGCUGCACCCAAUCAAGCAAGUAUACUACAAGCCAAUUGUGAUAACCAAGGACUUUAAGCUACAUAUCAGUUUGGUAGUUCUCUGAAUCUUUCCUAGGAUCUUCACAUUGUCCAGCAUGUGAUAGAGCCAAAACCUGAUAUAGGAUUCUGAGUGAAGUCUAACUAAGGUCUUCAACAAGGAUACUAUAAUGCUUUUUGUUUAAUAUUGGAUCAUUCCAGCAAUAAACCUGGAUAUUCCAUUUUAUUUUGCCGUAGCAUCAUGGUACUGGUCAUGAACCUUUAGGGACUCAUGCAUUAUAGCACUUAGGACACUUUCCUGUUCGACCAUGCAUAAUGUACAAAUUCCUGUCAUUAAUUCACAUGUAUAACAUUACAUUUAUCUACAUUAAAUGUGCUAGAUGUGGGCUGUUUCUUUAUUACA